GCGGGAGCUGCGGGCGUGUGCGCGGGGAGCGGGAGCGCGGGCUCAGUCAAACAUCAGCCGCUGCCAGACAUGGAUGAAGGAAUCUCCCGCUUGCCGGAGAGGCAGCUACUGGAGCAUAGGGAUUUUAUAGGGCUGGACUACCCUGCCCUGUAUAUGUGCAAACCCAAAAGAGGCGUGAAGAGGGACGAUAGCAAGGAAACGUACAAACUGCCACACAGACUGAUAGAAAAGAAGAGGCGAGACAGGAUUAACGAAUGCAUUGCCCAGCUGAAGGAUUUGCUGCCCGAGCAUCUCAAACUGACGACGUUGGGACACCUGGAGAAAGCGGUGGUGCUGGAACUGACUUUGAAACACUUGAAAGCGCUCACAGCCUUAACGGAGCAGCAGCACCAGAAGAUCAUUGCUUUGCAGAAUGGAGAGCGGUCCAUGAAGUCUCCGGUGCAGGCCGACCUGGACGCCUUCCACUCGGGCUUUCAGACGUGCGCCAAGGAAGUGCUGCAGUACCUCUCCCGCUUCGAGAGCUGGACCCCCCGCGAGCAGCGAUGCGCCCAGCUCCUCGGCCACCUGCACUCCAUCUCCUCGCAGUUCCUCCCCGGCCCCCAGCUCCUCUCCCCGCCGCCGGGCCCCCUCAGCAAGGGAUCCUCCUCCUCUUCCUCCCCGCCCGCCCCCCCCUGCGCUCCGGGCCACAAGCCGGAGGGCCAGGCUAACUGCGUGCCCGUCAUCCAGCGGACUCACGCCGCCGAGCUCAGCGCCGAGACCGACACGGACACGGACAGCGGCUACGGCGGAGAGGGCGAGGCGCGCCCCGAGCGCGGCCCCGCGGCGGCAGCGGCGGCCGGCGGGGCCCUGCCCGCCCUGGCCAUCAAGCAGGAGCCGUCGGGGGACGAGCUGCCCCCCGCGCCCAAGCGGCGGAAGCUGGACCGCGGCCCGAGCCCCCUGCCCGGCCCGCCGGGGCUGGCGGCGAGGGGCGCAGAGGCGGCGGCGGCGGCGGCGGCCGCGCUGGUGAGACCCGACGCCGCCCUGCUGGGCUCGCUGAUGGCCCUGGGCGCGGGCGGCGGCGGGGCCCCCUUCGGACAGCCGGCGGCCGCCCCUUUCUGCCUGCCCUUCUACUUCAUCUCGCCCUCCGCCGCCGCCGCCUACAUGCAGCCCUUCCUGGAUAAAGGCAGCCUGGAGAAGUAUCUUUACCCCGCCGCCCCCAUCCCGCUGCUCUACCCGGGCAUCCCUGCCCAGGCGGCCGCCGCCGCGGCCGCCGCCGCCGCCUCCUUCCCCUGCUUGUCCUCGGUGCUCGGCCCCGCCGAGAAGGCGGCGGCCGCCGCCGCCGGGCUGCCCCCGGCGCCCCACCUCCCGCACCCCUUCGCUGCCGCCGCCGCCGAGCCCGGCGAGGAGCCCGAGCCCGCGGCCGCCGAGGAGCCCGGCGCCGAGGGCCCGUGAGCCGCCCCCGGGGCUCCCCCGCCGCCGCCGCCCUCCCCUCGGACCGAGGGACCGCCGGGCCGGCACCCGCACCCCCCGGUUUGCCGCGGAGGGCAGGGGUCGCCGGGAUGCCGGGGCCCGGCCCCCGCAAGAGGACCGUCGAGGAUAAGAUUUGCUACUCAGUAUUUUUUUAAUGUCUGGCUUUAUAAAUGCGUAAAUAAGGAAAAAAAAAAAAAAAAAGAAGAAGGAAGAGGACAUAGUAAGGAUACUUUUUUUUUUUUUCUCUAUAUAGAGUAACUUAAAUGUGGCACCUUAUUUGGAAUGGGUUUAUACAGUGUGUCCGUAUGUCCCACUUGGGAACUUGCACUUGUUGUCCGGGAGACCUGGGUGGGUUCAGGGUGAGGGCAGGGGGCGAGGCGAGGGAGGAAGGGCAGACCCCAGCACCUGUGCUAGCACUUUAUCGAGGACCGGAGCGUGGAGGGAUGCACCCUGAGCCCAAACCUGCAGUGCCUUGAGCACCCGGGGAUGCCGCUGGCUCCAGCGAGUUUUGGGUGUGCAAGGGAAGGAGGGUCAGACCCAUUACAUAACCUUGUGUUUAUUUCUUUUUUUUUUUUUUUUUUUUUUUGGCUAAGGUAUACAGGUGUGGCAAGUGCAUUUGUUCUCACCCCGUCUUUAUUUAAUUCAGUAUGUUUCCGAGAGAUUCCCCCCGCCGAACCUUGCUGUAUGAAAUGAAUGUUACUGCACUGAACUACAAAAAGAAUCCCCCCUUCCCUCCCCCAAGAAAACACAGAGCAACUCAUCAGCCUGAACUCAUUCUAUCCUAAAUUCCCAGUGACACAAACUGGAGGCCGUAGGUAAACACCUCGCUGUGCAAUCAGGAACGAUUAAACCAGCUGGGGUAAGUUUCCCAUAUGGGUUCUCCCCUCAUCCCAUGCUCAAAAUACUGCGAUUUCCCUUUCUGGAGACAAACCAGACGCCAGAUAAUCACACAGAUAAAGCUUUUUAUAAUAAGGCUUAAACCAAGACCUUGCCUAGAUAUUUUUAGUUUGUUGCCAAGGUAGCACUGUGAGAAAUCUCACUUGAAUGUUAUGUAAGAGGUGAGACACCACAGCCUGGCGAGGAGUGUGUGCGUGUCCGGGGUCCGUCAGUCCGUUUGGUGCAUCUGCUGCUGCUGUUGCUACUGUUUUGCCUCAAACGCUGUGUUUAAACAACGUUAAAAACAAACAAAAAAAAAUCUUACUAGCCUACAGAGUGGCUGUAUGUAAAUAGUUGUUAAUACAUCCAAUUAAUGAUGUCUGACAUGCUAUUUUUGUAGGGAGAAAAACAAAAAAUAUGUGUUAAUGAUAUUUUGAGUUAAAUAUCUUUUGGGAGGAUUUGCUGAAAAAGUUGCACUUUUGUUACAAUGCUUAUGCUUGAUACAAGCUUAUGCUGUCUUAAAUUAUUAAAAAAAAAAUAAAUCCUGUCUGCAAGAAACCAGCUGUUUUAGAACAGUUUAGUAUGUGAUAUAUUAGAAAUCAAUCUUUAUAUUCAGUAUUUUCCAGCACUCCAUGAAUUCUAUUAUCUAAAUAUUUCCACACUAUUUUGUGAUUAAAAAAAAUUCUUACUAAGGAAUAAAAAGUUUAAUACACAAAAUGGGGUUGUCUACUAAUUAAAAA
Molecule: messenger RNA, 3065 nt
Organism: Empidonax traillii (willow flycatcher)
Lineage: Eukaryota; Metazoa; Chordata; Aves; Passeriformes; Tyrannidae
Gene: BHLHE41
Product: basic helix-loop-helix family member e41
Exons: 6
Coding region: 70-1431 (453 amino acids)
Biological process (GO): anterior/posterior pattern specification; regulation of neurogenesis; regulation of transcription by RNA polymerase II
Cellular component (GO): nucleus
Molecular function (GO): RNA polymerase II cis-regulatory region sequence-specific DNA binding; DNA-binding transcription factor activity, RNA polymerase II-specific; protein dimerization activity
Source: RefSeq, a predicted model, not a curated record